Phytomonas sp. Hart1 is the source of this 406-nucleotide messenger RNA. NCBI's taxonomy places the organism in Eukaryota, Euglenozoa, Kinetoplastea, Trypanosomatida, Trypanosomatidae. The record is from the annotation of a GenBank genome assembly.
CCUGAUGACACUGGUAGUAACAAAUGAAGUCGAGCAGGAGGCAAAGCGUAUUUUAGCAGCUGGAAGUUCGUAUGAAGUUCUCGAAAUAAAUCCGAGAGAUUUUGACAAAGAGCUUGUGCUCAAAAACUAUGGUGUCAAGGUUAAUAUUUUCAAGCGCCUCUUUCGAAAUAAAUUGGCGAUGCAAGCCAAAGUAAGAUUGGACGAUGCCAAAAUGCGAUUACUGGAUGAGCGCUUUCGUGUCAAAGAAGAUGAAGCAUAUAUUAACGUUGAGCGUGGUAAAAAAAAGGAAGAGGAAACAAUAUAUGCUCUUGAAGCAAGAACAAUGCUGCUGGAGGUGCGAGCAGCUGGUAUUUUGCAAGCACAGAAUCAGUGAUCGUUGUGUGUGUUUUAGUGUAUAUUAAAUAUU